Messenger RNA from Coffea eugenioides, 1327 nucleotides. Its product is annotated as GTP-binding nuclear protein Ran1A. Gene Ontology annotation, molecular function: GTP binding; GTPase activity. Gene Ontology annotation, biological process: protein import into nucleus; ribosomal subunit export from nucleus. The coding region runs from base 276 to 941 and encodes 221 amino acids. The transcript is spliced from 8 exons. Lineage: Eukaryota; Viridiplantae; Streptophyta; Magnoliopsida; Gentianales; Rubiaceae. Gene Ontology annotation, cellular component: cytoplasm; nucleus. The record is from RefSeq and is a predicted model, not a curated record.
AUAGUUUGCAAUUCUUUCCAACCAAAAAGCAAGGCGCUACUGGUAUCUUCUGGAAGAGUUAAUUAGUAAAAGAGUAUCUGCCGCCGCUCCAAACAGUAGGGGGGCUAGCGUCCAAAGCAAGCCUAAGUACAGUUUACGCUACUUUCUCCACUUGUUUUUUCUCUUUGCGUUCGUCUACUGCUUCUUCUUCUAUAUAAAGUCGUACAAACGGACUCUUCCCUCCUGCUCUACUGUAUCAUCUCGAUCUCCACCGUCCGUUAGCUCGUACUUGCAAAAUGGCUUUGCCUAAUCAGCAGAUUGUGGAUUACCCUAACUUUAAGCUUGUGAUUGUCGGUGAUGGAGGAACUGGUAAAACUACUUUUGUCAAGAGGCACUUGACUGGUGAAUUUGAGAAAAAAUAUGAACCAACUAUUGGAGUGGAGGUUCACCCAUUGGACUUUUUCACAAAUUGUGGGAAACUUCGUUUCUACUGCUGGGAUACUGCUGGGCAAGAGAAAUUUGGAGGUCUUCGAGAUGGCUACUACAUUCAUGGGCAAUGUGCAAUUAUAAUGUUUGAUGUCACAGCACGGCUGACCUACAAGAAUGUGCCAACAUGGCAUCGAGAUCUCUGCAGGGUUUGUGAAAGUAUUCCUAUUGUCCUCUGUGGAAACAAAGUUGAUGUCAAGAAUAGGCAGGUGAAGGCCAAGCAAGUUACAUUCCACCGGAAGAAAAAUUUGCAGUACUAUGAGAUUUCUGCAAAGAGCAACUACAAUUUUGAAAAGCCUUUCUUGUACCUUGCCAGGAAGCUUGCUGGGGAUCCCAAUCUUCAUUUCGUGGAAUCACCUGCCCUUCUUCCCCCCGAAGUCCAGAUAGAUUUGGCUGCACAGCAACAGCAUGAGGCUGAGCUUGCUCAAGCAGCUAUUCAACCACUCCCUGACGACGACGACGAUGCGUUCGAGUAAAUAAGAUGGGCCGUUUGCUGCUGCUUCACAACCUACUACCUCGCUCUUUUUGGUUGCAAAGCUUAUGAACUUCUAGAUAGAAGUAGUUUAUUGCGAAGAUUAGCGCUAAGUAGAUUGUGAUUUCGUGCGACGGCGGGCUGUCAGCUCUCAGCUGUUGGUACCCUUGUGUUGUGAGUAGAUAUUGUAACAACAGCCAAUGGCCAAGAGGUACUCCCAGAAAUUUUACUUUCUACUAGUCGAGACUUGUAGUGUUUGGGCGUCCCAUUUGAUUGAUGUGAUCUUGAACUUGUGAGAAGAUGGAAAGUGGUAGACGUAACCCCAUUCAACAAGCGCUGGGAGUCUCUCAGUAUUUACUCAUGUAGUCAUGUUCUUGCUUUGUGUUCCAA